UUCCCUUCCAGGACGACUCCGAUAAUCUGCCGAUCUCAUCCCCGUUGCAUGAAUCAUGUUCCCCUCUUCAAUCGCAGAAUGCUAUGAGUACAUGGUGUUACAUCCAACACGUCACUGCUCAUGCCCUGGUCUAAAGUCUUUCGCAAUAUUCCGUGGAUCCGCAUCUUCUUAUGAUGCGAGCUUCUUCCGGUAGUAUGGGUGGGGUAUCAUGAUUACGGAAUUGCACCUUCGCCCGCUCGGAAGCUCGGCACCUGCAACUCACAUGCAGCGAUCGGCGCAUAGAGAUCGGCAUCGCGAGGGUCCCUCAAUUCAGUUCAAUUUAGUCAUGCUGCAACUUGCUACCUCCUUCGGCGUGCUUCUGGCGUUCGUGUCAUUCGCCGCGGCCCAGUCCGCUGUGUGGGGCCAAUGCGGGGGGAUAGGUUGGACCGGCGCUACUACCUGCGUUUCCGGAAGUGUGUGCACCUACCAGAACGAUUAUUAUAGCCAAUGCCUUCCAAGUACUGCUUCCGCGACUUCGGUUGGGACGUCGACGACCAGCGGUACUACUUCUACGGUUGCGACUACAUCAACCAGUAGUGCUCCGGCAUCGACAGCGAAUAUCGGCCUUAAUGUUGCCGCCAAAGCUGCCGGGAAACUUUACUUGGGCUCGGCCACCGAUAAUCCCGAACUCACCGACACAGCCUAUGUGGCUAUCCUGAGCGAUAGCACGGAAUUCGGCCAGAUCACGCCAGGAAACAGCAUGAAAUGGGAUGCUACGGAGCCCUCCCAAGGCACGUUCUCCUUCGCCGGCGGAGAUACUGUCGUCAACCUUGCCAAGGCGAAUGGCCAGCUGGUCAGAGGGCACAACUGUGUCUGGCAUAAUCAGCUGCCCUCUUGGGUCAGCUCUGGUAAUUUCAAUGCGACUGCAUUGGCGUCCAUCGUCGAAACCCAUUGCAGCACGAUUGUCAGCCACUGGAAAGGGCAAAUGUAUUCGUGGGACGUGAUCAACGAGCCCUUCAACGAUGACGGUACCUGGCGCACGGACGUCUUCUACAACACCUUGAACACGACCUACGUUUCUAUCGCCCUCAAAGCCGCUCGCGCUGCUGAUCCUGCCGCUAAACUGUACAUCAAUGACUACAACAUUGAAGGAAGCGGCGCUAAGGCCACAGCCAUGCUGAACCUCGUCAAGCAGCUUCAGGCCGAUGGUGUACCGAUUGAUGGCGUCGGGUUUCAGGGUCACUUCAUCGUCGGUGCCCUUCCGUCGACGAUUCAGGCAAAUCUGGAAGCGUUCACUGCUCUCGGCAUCGAGGUGGCCAUCACCGAGCUCGAUAUCCGCAUGACCCUCCCCGCUACGGAUGCCCUCCUUGCUCAACAGAAGAAAGAUUAUCAGACCGUCAUCUCCGCCUGCAAAGCCGUCACGGGAUGCAUUGGGGUCACUAUCUGGGAUUACACUGACAAGUACAGCUGGGUGCCGUCGACGUUCUCCGGCCAAGGCGCCGCAUGCCCUUGGGACGCAAAUCUCCUUCGCAAGCCCGCAUAUGAUGGCAUCGUGGCGGGAUUCCAGUCCUGAACUUCACUUGCUUGCUAAUGCGCAGCAAAACGAUUCGUGAGGCCGUGUAACAUACCAAAUUAAAUUCAGAUAUUUCUUGUCAUGCUGGAGAAAAGAAAAUGGAGAAUAUUCACUCACUCAAAUCAUGGUAUGCAUGUUUGUUGACGGCCCUGCCGAACUUCGUGGUGACUAGCACACGCCGGGUGGUUAUUGCUUGGACCAGCGCAGGUAGAGACUAUCGCCGCUUUUUGUACUAAGUAUCCAGGGCUGAGGCCUCGAGCUCAACUUGAACAUGCACCUCGGUGUCUAUACUUUGAAUUCGUUUCGGAAAUAGAAACGUGGGG
Messenger RNA from Punctularia strigosozonata HHB-11173 SS5, 1875 nucleotides. RefSeq names its product endo-1,4-beta-xylanase A precursor. The transcript has 14 exons. Lineage: Eukaryota; Fungi; Basidiomycota; Agaricomycetes; Corticiales; Punctulariaceae. The coding region runs from base 326 to 1552 and encodes 408 amino acids. Gene Ontology annotation, molecular function: cellulose binding; hydrolase activity, hydrolyzing O-glycosyl compounds. The record is from RefSeq and is a predicted model, not a curated record. Gene Ontology annotation, biological process: carbohydrate metabolic process. Gene Ontology annotation, cellular component: extracellular region.